Messenger RNA from Thunnus maccoyii (southern bluefin tuna), 1833 nucleotides. Its product is annotated as inactive phospholipid phosphatase 7-like. Gene Ontology annotation, cellular component: nuclear envelope. The transcript is spliced from 5 exons. Gene Ontology annotation, molecular function: sphingosine-1-phosphate phosphatase activity. NCBI's taxonomy places the organism in Eukaryota, Metazoa, Chordata, Actinopteri, Scombriformes, Scombridae. Bases 253 to 1146 code for a protein of 297 amino acids. The record is from RefSeq and is a predicted model, not a curated record.
GCUGCAGCUGCAUCCAAUAGCAACGGUGUGACCACGAUCCCGUCCGGGUAGGAACACAGAGGAGGCAGCGACGAAGGUUCCGCUGAUUGUUUUUCCAGCCUCUCUCUGAACAGCUGACAGCAGAAGAAGGCCAGCUGAUCUAUUUAUAGCAGAGUCCCUCAGAGUCUCAGACCUGAUCUGUUGGAGUCCUGCUGCCUCGCAGCGCUGCACGCCGUCACACCACCAACACCUCCGCCUGCACCGUCCCCCAGCAUGCCCAGCAGCCAGGCCCGGAGCCGGGCCAGAGACCGCAACAACGUCCUGAACCGGCCUGAGUUUCUAUCCCUGAACCAGCCGCCUCGCAGGGAGCACGUGGCGGGGGAGACACGGGGGGGCGGCGGUCCACGGAGACCCGUCAGACAGCCGAGUCAGCAGGACGACGCAGCGGCAGCCAGGGGGUCCAGGGACUCCUCGGAGGGGGGAGCAGGAGGUGAUGGGGGGGCGAAGGAGGCGUCUCGCUGGCCGGAGCAGGACUGUAUGCAGCUGAAUCCGUCGUUUCGAGGCAUCGCCAUCAGCUCUCUGCUCGCCAUCGACAUCAGUCUGUCCAAGCGUCUGGGCGUCUGCGUGCGGCCGCACGGCUCGGCGGCCUCCAUGCGCUCCAUGGUGACCCUGCUGGCGCUCAGUGGACACGCCCUCCCCUGGCUCUGUGGCACGCUCAUCUGUCUGUGGAGGAGCAACACCAUGGCCGGACAGGAAGUCCUCGUCAACCUGCUGCUGGCUCUGAUCCUGGAUGUGAUGACGGUCGCUGGGAUGCAGAAGUUGGUCAAGCGCAGGGGACCAUGGGAUUUCCCUCCAGGGUUUCUUGACAUCGUUGCCAUGGAUACGUAUUCUUUCCCAGCAGCCCAUGCCAGCCGAGCCAUCAUGGUGUCCAAGUUCCUGCUGAACCACCUGGUGCUGGCGGUGCCCCUGCGGAUCCUGCUCUACCUGUGGGCGUUCCUGGUCGGCAUGUCCCGGGUGCUGCUGGGUAAACAUCACCUGUCGGACGUCGGCUGCGGCUUCGCUCUCGGCUUCCUGCACUUCAGGCUGGUGGAGUCCGUUUGGCUCGACUCUGCUACCUGCCAGACCCUCAUCUCCAUCGGCUCGCUGCGCUGGACACCGCUGCUUUAGACUGGGUUAACUGGGUUAACUGGUUUAGACUGGUCUAGUCUAUUUUGACUAGACCAAUAGUUCCAGAUUGGUCUGUCUGGACUCUGCUGCCGACCAGACGCUAACCUCCAGUGGCUCGUUUGGACCGGUUUGGACUGGUGCUGCUGGAAUUUGCUGCCUGCUAUGCUUUCUCCUGUAAUGUCUCUCUGCUGGACAUCAGCUGUUUCGAACACUUUAAUGGUUUUAAUGGUCACUCAGACAGAGGAGCUUCAAUAAAACUGGAUGUUAGCAACACAGCUAAUAACCUACGAGGUUCCUCCAUUUUGGACUCUCAGUGCUCUCAGACGUCAACUCUGCUGUUGGUCAACAGGGUGAAUUUUCUCGCUCUGGUUUGUUGUAUUUUUGGACUAUUUUUACUGUCAACCUAAAUCUUUGUUCCUAAUAGUCGUCCCUGCUGGAACAUUUAGAUUCAACCUUUCAAGGAGCCUGUUGAAGUCAGGAUCGUUACCUGCAUGUCGACCUGCUUCAGACUUCAGUCUGUUUAAUUAGUUUAAUGAAGCACGUUUCUGACCAACCAGCAGCUCUAACUCGAGUCUGAAGCACCUUAAAGUGCCGAUAACGGCCGUUAGAUCCUCCAACUGACUCCCAUUCAAAAAGCUUCUCUCUAGAAACACUGAGUCAAUCAUUGUUUUCAACGAGUCAUUCUGG